Plectropomus leopardus (leopard coralgrouper) is the source of this 953-nucleotide messenger RNA. The record is from RefSeq and is a predicted model, not a curated record. Lineage: Eukaryota; Metazoa; Chordata; Actinopteri; Perciformes; Serranidae.
AGAUUUUGUUGCAUGUGCUUUUCUUCAGGGGUGUCAACUUAAAAGUCUACAUUCAGGCUUCAGGACCUGCCAAUAUCGCUGUGUUGCCAAAAGAGGAAGGUCAACCAGCGGUGAAGAGCAGUAGUGUAACAUCUGGACCCAAAGGAUAUUACUACCAGGGCAUAUGGAGAGCACUAGAGGGAACCACAGUUCAACAAUUAAACACCCUUGCCACCACUCAGUGCCUAAAAGGCAAGGUGGUCCAUCUAUUUGGAGACUCCACCAUCAGGCAGUGGUUUGAAUUCAUCAACGCAGAACUACCAGGUCUAAAGGCAUUUGACCUGCACAGCCCGAAGCUUGUUGGACCUUACAUCUCCCUGGACUACACAAAUAACAUCAUGGUGACGUACCGCUGCCACGGUCCUCCCAUCAGUUAUACCAUAGUCCCAACCAGGGAGCUUCGUUACAUUGCCAAUGAAAUAGAUGGCUUAAAAGGAGGCCCCAACACUGUCAUAAUCAUUGGCGUCUGGGCUCACUUUGCCCCUUUCCCCACUGAGGUCUACAUCCGGCGGCUGCAGAACAUCCGCAGGGCAUUGAUGCGGCUGCUGGACAGGGCUCCAGAUACGCAUAUUAUCUUCCGCACAGGGAACCCAAGAGAUUUGUCACUUGACGUGGCGCUAACCUUUGGCGACUGGUACUCACUGCAGCAUUAUAAGGUGCUCAGGGCCAUGUUCAAAGGACUCAAUGUUCAUCUGGUUGAUGCCUGGGAGAUGGUCUUGGCUCACCACCUGCCACACAACGUCCAUCCAACACCUCCCAUUAUUAAGAAUAUGAUUGAUGUUCUCUUGUCCUACAUUUGUCCUCAAAAGGGUGUCUAGAUGUGUGUUUUCUUGGGGGGAAAGAAGAUGGGAUUCAAGAGUUUACAUCAUAUUUCUGAGUUUCUACCAAAUGCUGCAUUUUGCCUUCAGCAGUCC